CACAGUCCUUUGGCCGAUGCCAAAGGGGUUGGGGAGAAGAGACAAAAAGUAGUUUUUUCCCCUCCUCCUCCUCCUUUCUCUCGCUAAUCCCGCCUCCUCCUCAGAGUUAGGAAGAGUCGUUGAUGCGUUUGGGUUGUAGCUAGGCAUUUUCUUUUCUUUCUCUUUUUUUUAAUACUUGGAAAAACAAGAACCCUCGGAUCCGAUUUUUCGCUUCUCGUUCUUAUACUUGGUUCUUACUGUGUUUGUGUAUUUUAAAGGCGAGAAGACGAGAACAAAACCCUCCGGAUCCAUCCAUCACCGUGGGUGGUUUUAAUUUUUCGUUUUUCUCAUUUUUUUCUAAAACGACCACUCUUAACAAUGAACAAACUGUAUAUCGGAAACCUCAGCGAGAACGCCGCCCCUUCGGACCUAGAAAGUAUCUUCAAGGACGCUAAAAUCCCGGUGUCGGGACCCUUCCUGGUGAAGACGGGCUACGCGUUCGUGGACUGUCCGGACGAGAGCUGGGCCCUCAAGGCCAUCGAGGCGCUUUCAGGUAAAAUGGAACUGCACGGGAAACCCAUAGAAGUUGAACACUCGGUCCCCAAAAGGCAAAGGAUUCGGAAACUUCAGAUACGAAAUAUCCCGCCUCAUUUACAGUGGGAGGUGCUGGAUAGUUUACUAGUCCAGUAUGGAGUGGUGGAGAGCUGUGAGCAAGUGAACACUGACUCGGAAACUGCAGUGGUAAAUGUAACCUAUUCCAGUAAGGACCAAGCUAGACAAGCCUUAGACAAACUGAACGGAUUCCAGUUGGAGAACUUCACCUUGAAAGUCGCCUACAUCCCUGAUGAAACAGCCGCCCAGCAGAACUCCUCACAGCAGCCCCGAGGGCGCCGUGGGCUUGGGCAGAGGGGCUCAUCAAGGCAAGGGUCCCCAGGAUCAGUGUCCAAACAGAAGCCAUGUGACUUGCCUCUGCGCCUGCUGGUUCCCACCCAGUUCGUUGGAGCCAUUAUAGGAAAAGAAGGUGCCACCAUCCGGAAUAUCACCAAACAGACCCAGUCUAAAAUUGAUGUCCAUCGUAAAGAGAAUGCAGGGGCUGCUGAGAAGUCAAUUACGAUCCUCUCCACCCCUGAAGGCACCUCCGCGGCUUGUAAGUCUAUUCUGGAGAUUAUGCAUAAGGAAGCUCAAGAUAUAAAAUUCACAGAAGAGCUCCCCUUGAAGAUUUUAGCCCAUAAUAACUUUGUAGGCCGUCUUAUUGGUAAAGAAGGAAGAAAUCUUAAAAAAAUUGAGCAAGACACAGAUACUAAAAUCACAAUAUCUCCAUUGCAGGAAUUGACGCUGUAUAAUCCAGAACGCACCAUUACUGUUAAAGGCAAUGUUGAAACAUGUGCCAAAGCUGAGGAAGAGAUAAUGAAGAAAAUCAGGGAGUCUUAUGAAAAUGAUAUUGCUUCUAUGAAUCUUCAAGCACAUUUAAUUCCUGGAUUAAAUCUGAAUGCCUUGGGUCUGUUCCCACCCACUUCAGGGAUGCCACCUCCCACCUCAGGGCCCCCUUCAGCUAUGACUCCUCCCUACCCACAGUUUGAGCAAUCAGAAACGGAGACUGUACAUCUGUUUAUCCCAGCUCUUUCAGUCGGCGCCAUUAUCGGCAAGCAGGGCCAGCACAUCAAACAGCUUUCUCGCUUUGCAGGAGCUUCAAUUAAGAUCGCUCCAGCUGAAGCACCAGAUGCUAAAGUGAGGAUGGUGAUUAUCACUGGACCACCAGAGGCUCAGUUCAAGGCUCAGGGAAGAAUUUAUGGAAAAAUUAAAGAAGAAAACUUUGUUAGUCCUAAAGAAGAGGUGAAACUUGAAGCUCAUAUCAGAGUGCCAUCCUUUGCUGCUGGCAGAGUUAUUGGAAAAGGAGGCAAAACGGUGAAUGAACUCCAGAAUUUGUCAAGUGCUGAAGUUGUUGUCCCCCGUGACCAGACACCUGAUGAGAAUGACCAAGUGGUUGUCAAAAUAACUGGUCACUUUUAUGCUUGCCAGGUUGCCCAGAGAAAAAUUCAGGAAAUUCUGACUCAGGUAAAGCAGCACCAACAGCAAAAAGCUCUGCAGUGUGGACCACCUCAGUCAAGGCGGAAGUAAAGGCUCAGGAAACAGCCCACCACAGAGGCAGAUGCCAAACCAAAGACAGAUUGCUUAACCAACAGACGGGCGCUGACCCCAUCCAGAAUCACAUGCACAAGUUUUUACCUAGCCAGUUGUUUCUGAGGACCAGGCAACUUUUGAACUCCUGUCUCUGUGAGAAUGUAUACUUUAUGCUCUCUGAAAUGUAUGACACCCAGCUUUAAAAAAAAUUUAAAAAAUUUAAAAAAAAGUAAAUGGGGGAGGGAGGGAAAGAGAAGAGCUCUGCACUUCCCUUUGUUGGAGUUUCACGGCAUAACAAAUUUUCUAAUUUUUCUUAAAUAUUCCCCCAUAAUGCCAGAAAUUCGCUUGAAAGGUGCAUUUGCUAAAUUCAUCAAAUUAAUUAAAAUAGAUUGCUCCUAAAUCCAGUUGUUAAAAUUGGAUCAGAAUAGGGUUAUCACAGGAACUUAAAUGUUAAGCCAUUAGCAUAGAAAACCUUUUUAUUUUUAUCUAACACUAACAUGAAUAACCUAAGGGAAGUGCUGAAUGGUGUUGGCAGGGGUAUUAAAUGUGCAUUUUUACUCAACUACCUCAGGUAUUCAGUAAUACAGUAAAAAACAAAAUUGUUCCUUUUUUGAAAAUUUUAUAUACUUUAUAAAGAUAAAAGUCCAACCAUUUUUUAAAAAAAAUUAAAAUUCAACAGCUAUUAGUGAACAGGAAAAUAACUGAAUGGAAUUUUACUUCUGGCUGGUGACAGUAAAGCUGGAAAAUUAAUUUUAGGUUUUUUUUUUUUUUUGAGGCUUUUGACAGUUAUUAGUUGGAAAAUCCAGUAAAUAUUCAAAGAUAUGGAGCAGUGCCUAUAUUUGGAGAGCAGCAAUACCAUUUAUUCCUUUGUUUAUAGUUGGGAAGGUUUUUGAUGGUACUAACAGAGCAAUGUGGUGGCAGGAGGUUUUGGAACGGCUAGUUUAAAUGGCUUCAGGAGACUUCAGGUUUUUGUUUAGCUACAUGACUGAAUGCAUAAAUGCUUUGUGCUUUUGACUAUCACAACCUAAAGAAAGUGCGUCAACAAAAAAAUGCAAAAACUUUGAAAAGGCUUUUUUUUAAAAAAAAAAACAAAAACAAAAAAAACAAGCUCCAGCUUGUCUUAUAGGAUGUUUAGUUUGCCAAUACACUUCAGACCAAUUGGUCUACGCUUUAAGCAGACUCCUAAAGAACUGCUUUGCGAAGACCAAUGAGACAGAUGGUGUGACAGUGCUAAAAGCAACAAAUGGGCUACAUCUCCUUAUGCCUGGCGCUGUCAUGAUCCUCACUAAGCUGUUUUGAAGAUUUUUAAGCAAUGGAUUAAAAAAAAAAAAAAAACUAAAGUAUUAAAUAGAAUAUAGCAGAUUUUCUGUAUAAUCUGCAACCAGUUAUUUGAAAAUAAGUCAAAAGGUAGAGAAUGCAAGAAAAUAGUUUUGGGAAUAUAAUUUGAAUGACUGUGAAAACAUCUGGCCUUUGACAAUGAAAUUGUUUGCCCAUUCCUUAACUCAAUGGCAAAGCCCAGUAAUGUACAAUUGUGUGGGUAUGGGUGGUCUCUAGGCCACGCUGCUCUCUAAAUUUUUGUUGCUUUUGUUCAUGAGAUGAUCACAGUCAUCAUGUUAUUAUAAUCUGAAAGGCAUUACAUAACCCUUUAAGAAUCAUUUGCCUCGUUCAUAAUUCAAGAUGAAUUUCUACACGCUUAGGUAAAUUUUUCUGAAGAUUAGCAAUAUCAUAUUAGACCUGAAAAUGAUUUAAAAUGUUUCCCUAAAUAUUUCAGAAAACCAGUUAAUUUUGUAGUUUUUAGCAAAAAAGUGCCCUUUUUGUCACUGAAUUCACCUAGCAUUCAUUUUUUUUUUUUUUUUAAUACAAUGAAUUUAAACUGCUAAAAAUCAGACUGGCUUUUGGUUGGAUUUCAGGUGAGAUGUGUUUAAGGCCAGAGUUCUUCCUUGAUAUUUGAUUUUUCUAGUAUUUUUCUUUUUUAAUUCAGAUAGGUGCUGCAUUUAUAUCUGCUGGUUUAAAUUCUGCCAUAUUUCACUUCUAGCCUUUUAGUGUGGCAAAUCAUGUUUUACUUUCACUUAAGCAUUUGUAAUUUGGAGUAUCUGGUACUAGCUAAGAAAUAAUUCUAUAAUUGAGUUUUGUAUUCCCCGUGUAUGGAUCAUUCCUCAUCUAUAAUGUGCCCCAAAUGCAGCUUCAUUUUCCAGAUACCUUGA
This is a messenger RNA of Marmota monax (woodchuck), 4304 nucleotides long. It is a transcript of the gene Igf2bp3, whose product is annotated as insulin like growth factor 2 mRNA binding protein 3. The transcript has 15 exons. The coding region runs from base 358 to 2097 and encodes 579 amino acids. Gene Ontology annotation, cellular component: nucleus; cytosol; cytoplasm. Gene Ontology annotation, molecular function: mRNA 3'-UTR binding. NCBI's taxonomy places the organism in Eukaryota, Metazoa, Chordata, Mammalia, Rodentia, Sciuridae. Gene Ontology annotation, biological process: regulation of gene expression; nervous system development. The record is from RefSeq and is a predicted model, not a curated record.